AUGGAAGAGCUUGCUGGCGAGAAUUCUGCCGAGGGGUCGAAGCAGACAUGGUGCGGCUUUCUCUUCAAGGAGAUCGCAUCAGACGAUGUGGAUGGCUUUCCACUGCCUCACGGGUGUUACUUGCAGCGUGCGACUGCAGACUCAUGGGCUGUUGGCCUGGUGUUUCGCCGUGGUGUCAUGUUGAAGCCGCAGCAGUACCACAUGGUUCUGAACGGCGUGAUCGGGCAAUUGGCGCAGAAAGGGGAUGAAGUACUUCGAAUACUUGUUAUGGACAAUCUGGAGCACAAACCUUUCCAUGUGGCCGAGCGUGGCCGCUGCCGUCUACAGAGCAGCCCUCAGGAGCCAGCAGCAGCUGCUGGUGAACCAGACUUGCAAAACUGUCCCAUCCUUGGGGGUACAAACGGAAUUCUGGAUUUGGGAUCUGGGCUCGCUACGUUGCGCUUGCAGCCGCAAGCGAGCAGUGCGCUUCGAGCAAUUUCAGCUUCCAGUCAUCUGAGACUCUUCCUGUGGCCCCUCAUGGGAUGGCACCUCCGAACGGGCGAGUGCAAUGCCAAGUGCAUUGAUCACACUGGCUUCUGUGGCCUCGCGGAGAUGUCUUGCAGCAGUUUUGCGGUAAGCACGACGUGGACUCGACCCAAUGCCGUAAAGAUGACGCUGCCGAGUGAUUUGGCCGACAUUUACGGGGCCAUCCAGAACAUCUUUGAGAUCUCCAACCUGGCGCCACCGGCAGGAGGGCUGUUCGCGGGACGCUGCGGAAUACAGAUCAGCUUACCCAGUGAUGUGGCUCCGACCUACAGUGCUUCUUCUGGUGACUUCAUUUACAGGAGCCCCACCGCCGUGGCUGGUUUGCUCAGCACCGCUGGAAACGAACGGCCUUUCCAAGCGCAAGAAAGCAAUACCCUCUACGUGAAACUACGAUUAGGAGCAACUUUGCUGAGCGAGUUCGCCGACUUCGCCGCGACACUGGAAAUUCAGACCCCCACGGGCUACAGAUGCUCUGCAGCAGAGGUUCCGGAAGCGAUCGAGGCCCUCGUCGAUCAAGGAAGCCUACUAGGCAGUCUCCAGGAAGAUGGUUGGAGCAGCGGAUCACGGAGCUGUUUCUUCAACCUUCGUGCCGGAUUCGCGAUUUUUGCGGGCACCUCCUUCAUGGUCCGGCUUAGAGUUAGGAACCCCGCAAGCCCCCUUCCGGGCGAUGAUCCGAUGAACGUUUGGCAUCUCGGUCUCGAAUCCAUGGGCUCCUCGCCUUUUACCCGACGCAGCAAAAACGUCUCCGAUGCAUUCCAAGUAUCUGAGCAGCUGUUUGGGGAAAACUACACAGCCUCUGUUGCCGUUCUGGGCCGUCUAGCGGAUGUCUCGCUGCAACCGCAGAGCUAUCAGCCAACGCUGCCCUCUUUGCUGCAAGGUGAUGCUUCCCUCGCUGGCACCAUACUCCAAGUUUUCUUCAGAACGGCACAGAUGCUCCCUGCAGGUGGCACGGUUGUGCUCCAGGCUCCUCCUGAUUUCGAUUUCGGUAUCGCCUGUGAUGUCUCGGACCUCCCCUUGGGCGGCCACUACUAUUCGAAAGGCAGGGCUGGAGAGGUGACACGGCGCCUUCCGUUUCUGAGCUGCGCCGGGGCCCGGCAGAGUGAGGCCUUCGGCGGCUUUGAUGCGGCUCGGGUGAGUUUGGAAGAGCGCCUUUUCGGCGGGCAAGCAUACGGAUGGCAGAUUCGGGUGGUUCCGCCGAGAAUCGUCGGCUUCGCGGCUUCAAACGCUGACUGGUCACUCUUUACAGAAGCGGCUGCAGGGAGGAUGGAUGGCAGUGUCGCCAUAUCCUCUGCAAAUGGUGGCUCCUACCAGCUCUACUACCGAGAAGUAGCUUCAAUUCAAGUUCACAUCUCUGACCUGAAGCCUCGCGAGUUGACCGGAAAGGAAGCAGUACUGCACCUGCUCUUCCGCCUCGGCGGAAUUCAUCUCAGCAGCGUCUUGCGAUUGACGGUGCCCGUUGGUUUCAUCUUCAACUUCCCUGACACGAGCUUCAUCUCAUCCGCGGGAAACGCUUCUCUCACGUCGCUCGAGGAGGCGCUUCAGGUACCAGGCGCCAGUGUGGACUGGCCAGCAGGACUUCCUCAGCAACACCUUAAUGUUCUGACUUGGUCAAGUGCCUUCUACAAUCCGCUGGAAACGUACGGUUUCCUGGCACCUGUGGCCGUUCCGUCAAGAAGCUCGACUCAGUCCAGCCAUUCCUUCGUUUUGGAAGUUGGUUACGAUGAAGAGGCAAUGGCUGCAAGCUGGGAACUCCUCCGCACAACUGGAUGUGCCUUCCAUUGUCAAGCAGCAUCUUCGGAAUUGCCAUUUCAGUACUCUCAGUCACUUGCCGACGCAAGUGCAUUGCAGCAGCUUCGCGAUAUCUGCCGUGAAGCUUGUCUGCUUCGACAUGGCUGUGCUGAGAUCGAGAUCGUUUUUACAAGCUCCGAUGCUUCGUGUUCCCUCUGCUCCUACUUGUCGUGUCAACAUGUCGAGAGAUUCGAUGCCGAGCUCCAUGUGCUUUUGUCCUUGACUCGCCCUGCCGCCUCCGUACGACCUGCUCCGCUUGUUCGUGCGCUUUUGGAUGGCGAGGUGUCCUUUCGCACUCAGCGUGUGGCAGCAGUGAGCGUGGUGCGAUUUCGAAUCCGACUGGUCACAACUGUGCCAGCUCCACGAGGGGCAUUGCUCAUUCAAGGCCCAGAGGGCUUCUUCUUCUCGGAGCAGUGCCAGCCGGUGGAUGUCCCUCCUGAGACCGUUGACCGGUUUGCUCUUCGAAGCAUGGGCGAUGGAGGCAUUGGGUGUACCUUCUUCCGCCAAAGCGGCGUCCCGCGCAUCCAGCUGCAGCCGGGCAGCUCCAGCCUCCAGGCCGGCCUCUACGUCUUCGAGCUCCCGGUGCAGAACCCGCAUGGCCUUUGCGAGACUGAGGAGAUGAACGCGCAGUGUGGAUCUCUGCAGUGCUGGUCCUUCACGACUGUGGAGGAUGCUUCUGCCAGCAUCCUCCACGAGCUAGACCAACGCCUUGUCGUCGCUUCUCCUCCUCUUUUGGAGAAGAUGGCGCUUGCUGGAUUGCAGGAGGUAUCGGUUGUGCAGAGAGUCGCGAGCGAUCGAAAUGAUCAGCCUGGAGCUGUGAACAACCUGAUCUUCUUCUUCGCCCUCUCAGUACAGCUUGUCCAGAGCACAGCAAACCUCCGAUUGACAGCUCCAGACGGUUUCGUCUUCUCUGAUGACUGUUCAGAAGGUUUCGUUGUGUCCGAAGAUGUUUUCGGAAGUGGGCAAACAUUUCCCAAUGGCUUUCAUGCACUGCCUGCCGGGUCGACCGCGCAGUGCAUCGGCAGAGGAGAGGUUGCAGAAGCGACCCUUGCGCCAGCCCUGCUCGCCGCCAACACCAAGUACGCCUUCCGAAUUCGAGUGACGAAUCCACCGGUGCCGCCAACCUUGAACCCUACCUGGAGUUUCACCUUGGCAAAUGAAGCAAGUGAGCUCUUCGAAUCCUUCCCACUCUGGCAGAUCCAGGGACUCUUUACUCCAAUAGCAGUGCCCGCUUCCAGCGUCGAUGCUCAGGCCUACCAGUCAUGUUUGUUUGAACCAGCGAGCUCUCUGCAAACGCCGCCAGUGCGGGUGCGAUUCCAGCCGCGAAGCGCUUUCCAAGAGUUGCAGCUAGAGGCUCCCCAAGGCUGGACAUUGCUUCCCGAGCUGUACUGCUCUUUUGGACUCGAUGGAUGGGCCGUUCGCUUCGAUGGUUCGAAGGGUGGCAACACGACCUGCGCGGCGACCGGUGGGCAGCUGGUGGUACGCGUUGCCAGCACAGAAGACUCCUGGGCCGGAGUCUCCUUCUACGAGCUCUGGGUCGCAGCAGAGCCUCCGCCCGUCCCCCGCGACGCGGCAGUAUGGCGCCUCCAAACCUUCCGGUUGGAUGUGCCAGCAGAUGCAGAAGUUAUCAGCAAGCUCAUCUACGACGUGGGGCAAAUUUCCGGAGUUCGUGUUUAUCAACGCAUGGCGAGCUGGGCGGUCAUCAACAGAGGAAACGAGUACCUGGGCGAUACAGUACUGGACUUGACACUCGUCGUUGGUUUUGCCAGUCCCAUCGUCGCAGAUGAUGAGCUGGUAAUCACUGCUCCAAGUGGCUUCAACCUGGCGGCAACUCCGAUUUCUGGCGAGUGUCUGCAAGCUCAAGUUAUCGCUGGCGAUAUGACAGAUCCAAGUACGUGCGGCCGAGAUGCACGAAGUCCAUUGACGCUGGCGAACCAAAGUGCUUUCUGUUCGGGGCGCAGUUUGCACUUGCGGAUCAACUCCUCAUGGGUGGAAUCUCUCGGAGACUCUGUCCAGGUGAUGCUUCAGGCGGUCAGCGCAUCCCUAGCGCCAGCUGAGGAGGAAAACUUCUGGUCGGCAUCUCUGUGGCGGAACGGCUCGAUAGUAGAAGGUAGCGAUCUAAUGUCUUGGCGCGUCGUGCCGCAAGUGCAGCAGCCUUUUCUGGAGCCCCUGGUGGGCGCCAGGCAAGCCGCAGGGGCAUAUCCUGUCCAGCUUCAGUUCUCCUUUGUGAUCCGAGCUGCCGCAGCUCGAUGGUGCCUCAAGGCUUUGCAGCCGGCAGCUUUCAACUUCUCUGCUACAAGGCUGCUUUCCGCAAGAGAGGAAAGCAUACUCCCAGAUGACACAGGUGUGCAGCUGGCAUUGCAUGGCGUGAAUCUUCUCACCUCCGUUGCUGGAGAAGUGGGCAGUUUUGCUUCUAUGCGACCAGACAGGAGGUACGUCUUCUUGUUGGCGAAUGUGGGAUUGCCUUCGGUCGCCGGUACUGUCCACUUCGAGGCCCACACUUAUGAUUUAUCUGGUGCCUUGAGCAACAGCGGCAAGGCAGUGGAAGCUUUCACUGUGCUGGGGAAGGUGGAGGUGGCAGAUCUUCAGGUCUUUCCCUGGCUGCAAGACACAGUCCACGAGGCAGCAAGAGUGCUUCUUGACCGCUUACCUCCACGACCGGGAGACCAGGCUUUGGUUCACCUCAGCUUGUGGCUCCGUGCCAUCCCCGGGGAACAUCUUCGAGUUUCAGCUGGAGAUCUGCUUUUGCAGGAGAUGGUCUUAAAAGAUGCUCAGUCCAACAACCAGCUAAGGCCGUCUACGGUAGUGCCUGCUGCCGUUGGCAGCACACUCGUCGCGGAGUUUUUGGGGAAUGUGAAUGAAAUGAAGCACGAGCUGGAGGUUCAACUCGCUCUUCCCGCAGAAAUCUCAGGCGGAGCUGGUGCCGCUCCGAUCUGGCGAAUCGAAGUCUUGGAAGCAGACUGGGACACUGCGAAUCGCAGUAACAUCGUUUUGAGCACAAAUGAUGGCGACUUCUCUCCAGCACUGUUGCUGUCCUAUGCCUUCGCAGUGUCAAUCUCUCCGGUGGCAGUGGCUCCGAAUUCGGAGGUUGUCCUGAGUGUCAGCAUCGACCCUAGCGAUGCGCAGAUCACGCAUGUAGAUCUGUUGGCACCACGUGGAGUCACAUUCCCGACGAAUUGUUUGGCGGCAUCCAGUCGCAGCGUCCUCAGCUGCUCCGCAGCGCAGUACGAUGCUGAAAGAAUGCAGCUGACGCUGACGCUGACGGUAGCAGCCACCGUCGAACGAUCUGUAAUGGAUGUUUCCAUCAAGGCGCAGAACCCUGCAAGCACCGAUCCCGACGAAUGGAACCGGUGGCUUGCAAUCGGGCGUUCUGGAGAAGCGGAGGUGGGCUGGGCAGAGAGCGAUUCAGAUUAUGGAGUCGCCUCGAUGGUCGCAUCAUUGGAUUACCCGUCGCAGUCUGGAAAUCUAACAGUCCUGCUCGCCGUGGAGGUCUCCUCACGCGCCGUUGCAGAUCUUCAAGCGUCUGGUGCUGGGGCAUUGCUUGAAUUGCGGUACCGCGGCAACUCCGGGGCCACUACUUCCAGUUCCGUGGGGAACGAAGCUGGCUCAAACCAAACUCCGUCGGACAUGGCAGAACAAGUACAGUUUCGUUGUGAUCUGGGUGAUCCACCAGAGGAUGGUGGAUGGAGACAGGAAGGCGUGUUUUGGUAUCGGGUGGGUGGCUGGAGUCCAGUCGAGCUCUCACCUGCAGCAGCUGUUACCAUGCAGCCUUGCAGCGCGCCUGGAUCAUCAAGAGUCGUGUUUGAGAUUGCGGACUUGACACCUGGCGUCCUCUCGAUGACCAUCGAGGCCGUCCUGUCGCUUUCCGAUAGCGCCAGCUUGGACACCAAUGCAGUCGCUCGCUGGGACGUGACCUUGUCGGCUUCUGGCGGAAACAUCGUUGACAUGUACCCAGGCCUCGAGGCAGAGGGCUGGUGGAGCAGAGCCUGGGCCCUCCGGCCCUUGCUCCUUUCCUGGGAGGGUACGAGUUCUGCAGGUGCCCAGGUCCCUGUACACGUAUUGUUUCGAAAGCAAGAUGGAUAUGCUCCGGAGAUGAUCUGUCUUGCUUCUCCGUCCAAGUUUGGAGGAGGAGCAGACUCGGAUGCGGGCUUCACCAUGUCGACUCUAAGUGGAGGCACGAUGAGUGAAACCUUGGGGCUCUUGCCCGAUGGUUGGGCAUGGAUUACGGAAGCGGAGGCCCCACAAGAAUUGAGCCUGGUGACAGACGCAGCAAACAUCACAAACUCACCUGCUGGAACUCGCUUUUCGUUUACUGUCUUGGUGUCCUUGCCAGAUGAGAGCAAGAACUGGCCUGUUGACAAGCUUUGGCAUCUGCACUUCUGCCGUCCGACGUGCGGCAACUCCUCCAGUGGUCAGGCGGACACCUUUUUCCUGGCAGGCUUCUUGCAGGGCGAGACGUAUCCGGGCUGGGAGCCUGUGCAGACCAAUGGCAAGCUUGAAGGCGCUGCAUGCGAAAGCGUGGAUAAUGAAUGGAACAAAAAGGAGCAAAGCUAUGGUGGCUGGCACAAGCAGCAAUCCUCUGGCUGGCAACAACCGGAGCAACGACAGCAUGGCGGCUACAAGCCACGCGACUCAUGGCAGAAUGGACAGAGCUGGGAAGAGGGCAAGCCCAAGUUUCCGUCUUACUCCAUGAUGAAGGUGGAACAGGCCCCGGCGAAGGACAAUGGCAAGCCCGACGACGACCUGCCAAUCCGGCCAGGGGAGUUUGUUCGUGGUAUCCAGCGAUUUGUCACGGUGGCUCGCAAAGCGGAGAUACGGGUUCGCAAAGCCCAAGAGGAGAGGGAAGCGAUCUUGGGCAGAUGGGACAAGUUCCAGAACGAGUUGCAGGCGGCAUUCGUGAAAGAGCGAGAGCUCUUCAAGAAGGACCUGCAACGAAACCAGGAGGAGCUGAACAAGUUGGACGAGGCUCAGAGAGGUGCCUUCGAAGACCUCCAAAAGGCCUUCUGCAGCCCGGCUACCCUGAAGAGCAAGCCAGCUGCACAGCCCAAUCAGGAAGCUUUACAGGAGUGGCAAAGCCUCCUGGAAGCCUGCGAAGAGGAACCGGAUGUCGAGAUGACGGCGGCGAUGGCGGAGGCGCUUGGAGCCCACCUCAAGGACUACCUCGAGACGAAGACACCGGCCCGCCGCCGAACACCGAGGAUGGAGACAAUGACACUGCCAAGGCCCACGUCCAGCCAAGCUGGGACGAAGAGUUCCAGGGCAUGGGAUGCUUUCAUGGAGGCAGCGAGUGGCUUCACUCGACGACACAAGGAGGCAGAGGAGGACAAUGGCACGGACUCCUUCGAGGCCACGAUCCAAGUCACAGCGAACCCCUAUCAAGCUGCUGGGCAGAAGGUGGAUGGGGGCGACAUCUCCGACGAGGAAGACGACGAGGUGAUGGUUGGAGCCCUCGGGCGGAAGGAGGUUGCAUUUGAAGUGGAGACCACCUGUGGCGAACAAGCUAUGCCAUAUGAUGUUGUGAGAUGGCCGGUGCUAACUCCAGCUGGCACGGCCCCUUGGGAGGCCACGUCCGAGAUUGGAGCAGCCAUUGGUCUGGGAAGGGCCGUCAUGCGGAGUGGCCCGGACUACGAAGUCAUCUUCUGGGCAGGCGAGGCGGGAAGCUCCCACCUCGUGGCCUUCUUUAGUACCCUCCUUGCGGUCUUCACCAUUGCCCUGGUGCUUGUCGCGAUUGGCAAGCUACCAAUUGGCAAGGGAGUGUGCCCAACUCCCCGACCUGGUCCUAUUCCAAACAGGAUACUCCAGGUCUUCCUGCUGUUUGCGGUGUCUUAUCAGGCACAGGCGGUCCGGAAUCCGCCGCGGUGUCGGAGCGGGUCUGCAGUACCCAUGCCGACAGAUCUUGAACUAUGGUCGGCCGGACAACGAACCCUACGAGAGCAACUCAUCGAAGCAGGCUGUCGGCAUCUUUACGAUCAGCCGCUCCAACGCAGCCCUGGUAAGGCCCCCCCGCCGCGUUUUGCAGUCCCUGUGGCGACUGAGCAGAUUGAUGACUUGCAGCCUACGAUGGAGGAGGAAGGUGUUCAUGUCACGAUUUGGGUGGCGGCCCCCUUCUACGAGUCGGAGGUCAUCGAUGUUCUACUCCCUCAGCCCUUGACUCAAAACAUGAUGAUUGAGGCCAUCAAAGGAUCAACGGCGGUGAUGCCGGACUCUUUUGACCAGUUUUAUGCAACAACACCUCAGAUUGGGGAUCAUUAUGCAAGCUUCAUUGCUUGCCCGCCGUGGCUGGGAGAAACCAGCAAGACUAUGCUGGUCAUGGAUGCGAGAGAGAUCGGUGGGACGGUCUUCGCUUUUUAUGUAGAUGAUGAGAUCAGCCUGCAGACGGUGAAGAAUAACCUGUUGGAGUUUGAGGCCAGUCAACCGGACGUGUACCUUUUUGGGCACCACAGGCCCCUUCAGCCGGGACAACUUGCUCGUCCGAUUACAGCUGGUGUUGUGAAGGUGGUCCCAAGGGGAGCAAUUUGCCGUUGGUCUGAUGAAUUAACGACCCGACUCAGGCAAGUUGACAGAUGGCUGCCGAACUUGGACCCCCCGGGAGCUAGAGAUGGCCUGUUUGAGGUUUUUCAAUCGACAGAUGACCAGGUCAUCGAGGACCUCAUCGAAGAUGACGAGAGACCGAUCGAACAAGCCGCCGCAGAAAUGCUCAUGGUGGACUACCCGUGUGUUGUCUACCUGCCUGAGGAGAGAAUUGCCAAGCUUGCCCAUGAAGGCCGCCGUAUCUGGGAGAUUUAUGCGGUCUUGAAUGUCAACGAGCUCUCCGGGGAGGACACUUUUGUCAUCUUUCUGGACCUUCAGCAGCUAGGUCUGUUCCCACAAUGGGCACAGCUGACCACAGCUGACUUUGACCCAAGGGAGUAUGUCAGCGGCCUCCAGCUGCAAGGCAUCCAGGAUUGGGUUAUCACGGUUAUUGGCGGUCAGCCACAACGAAAUGGCAAACUCGUUGUCAAGAACUGCGAGACCCUUGUCAUCACCCUCCAGCCGCCAGAGGAGACGUCGAAUGAGAAUGACUCUGGUGAUGAAGAGAGCGAUGAUGACGAUAGUGACUCAGGGGAUGAUAGCUCGAGGGUCUCUCUCAAUUCUGGCAGUGACGAGACAGUCAUCAAUGAGGGCCCCCCGCGCGGACCCCCACCACCACGAUCAGUGCAGCGAAGCCGAUCACCACGGCGAGAUCCCAGGGACAAUGAUGGUGUUUACCAGAGAGCGAGUUCUUCGUCUCCCUGGCAAGUACCUCUUGCGGAACUCCUCCCUCCCCCGAGGUUUGACAUCGACUGUGAAACCAUACCGCUACAACAUGGUGCUGAAGAGGUGUCCCAAAUCGUUGCAGUCUGGCCCCCUGACUGGAUGCAGGCCAGUCUUGACGACAUUGACUUCAAGCCUGUCGCCAGACAAGCACUGGCAGCCCUGGUACAUUGGACGACCAUUUUGUGUGGAACUGCCCAGCUUAGCAACCUGGCGGUGCAUAUCUACACGGAUGGUUCAUAUGCAGAGGAGCAAGGAAUCAGUGGAGCUGCUGCACUGAUGCUUCUUAGAGAUGACAGCAACCGAACGGCGUGGCUUGGUGGCUGUGGAACAAAAAUCCUAGGAGACCCGGACUCCUUGUGGACUGGAUCAUACCCACCAGCCCUCUAUGCCGAGCAGGUGGCCAUUGUCCUGGCGUUGCUUUGGAUUGGUCAGGCCCUGCAUUUUAUGCCGAUUGGUGAGGUUGUGGUGCACUUUGACUGCCAAGCGGCGGGUUGGAGUGCAGAUGGAUCAUGGGCCCCGUGCAACAGCUUUGCAACCAAAGUUCACGAGCUUGAGCUCUUCAUUCGAUCUCUGUUGGCGGGAAGAUUGACCUUUCAACAUGUCAAGGCCCAUGAGGGUGAUGCUUGGAACGAGGCGGCAGAUGUGAUGGCCAAGACCGUCAUUGGCUGGCGACGACAGUGUGGCCUGGAGGAGGAGGAGUCCUGCGCAUCAAACAUGGAAGAGCUCGUGCCGACUGUGGCCAACACCACCACUAGCGACAAGGCGGUGGUACGGGUCAAUGUUCUGUCGGUCAAUCUGCAGGGCAUGAAGGGCAAGCAUGCCUAUGUGGAGCAGCAGCUGGAAUGGAAGGGAAUCCAGAUUGCCUUUUUUCAGGAGACGAAGGAUGCCGAGGGCACUGUCUCAUCAAGACGAUUCCUGAGGCUGGCUUCGCCUUCCCAGGCCCACUGGGGAACUGCGAUCUGGUUUAGCAAAACACUUGGUGCUUUCGAGGUGGAGGGAAAGAGGAUGAUCAUUGAGGAAGCCGACCUGGUGAUUGUCCAAAGUACCCCGCGACUCCUCCUCGUAUCCAUUGAUAAGGAUGGUCUUAAGUGCUUGCUAUUUUCGGGCCACUGUCCGCACGAAGCCCGCGCCGAAGAACGACAGCAGUUCCUUUCUGAGUUGGCAAGACGACUACGACAGCUGCCACCUCAUGACCUGGUGAUUGGUGGCAUCGAUGCCAAUGCGAGGCCGCCCCUCGCCUAUGCGGAGGUAACCGGCACCAGACCCUUCAGCCAACCAGAUUUUGCCGGCCAAGAGUUUGCUGCGACACUUCAUGAUUGCAAUCUCUGGCUGCCUGCCACCUUCCAUGACUACCAUCACGGUAUCGAUGCCACCUACCAGCACCCGAAUGGUCAAGAGCAUCGUAUUGACUUUAUCGCACUAGGUGGUCGUGCUCCGGCCAAUCAGGUUGAGUCUCGGGUUGCCCUUGACUUUGAUACGGCCAACAAGCUCGAGGACCACAAAGCGGUUGAGCUCACACUUGCUUUCACAGUCGGAGGCCUACAUGGUGAACGGAAGUUAUACCGGCCCCGUUUCGACCGGCAACGAAUGCGAUCCCGGGAAGGGCAGGCGAUUAUCCGCGAGGCUAUGAUCAGCUACCAGGCACCACAAUGGUCUGUGGAUGUGGAUAGGCACUGCCAGCACUUGCAGGAUUACCUCCUGCGACUGAUGGAGGACAACUUCCGGGUGCCCUCGGGAGGAUUCCGAGCAACCUACAUCAGUCCAGAGGUUUGGUCCUGGAGGGAAGCCAAGCUUAAGCUCAAGGAGCUUGCUGGUCAUCGGCGAAGAAUGUGGCCUACUGCUGUUGCAGAGGCCUUUUCGUGGUGGGCAGGAUCCUCUGAUGCCUGGUCCCCACGAGCUGUCCUUAAACAGGAGCUACUGUAUGAUAUGGUGGCGGCGGCGAUCACCUUCGCCACUGAUCGCAUCAAGCGGCGAAUCUACAAGGACAAGCAAACUUUCUUAGAAAAGUUGGCACAUGAUGGUCUCUCCAGCACAGCCCAGAUCUUGCAGCGCUUGCGACAGCAUGGUAUUGGAGGGCGGAAGAACAAGGCGCAGAAAAAGCCGCUCCCCAAGUUGUGCCGCCAGGAUGGAGGGCUGGCUGCUAACCGAACUCAGCAUGAUGACGUUUGGUUGAAGCAUUUUGGAGACCAAGAAUAUGGUCAAAACUACCUGAAACAAGCAGGUAACUUGAGUGGGGACCCGGCUGAGGUCCCAUGGACGAAUGCGGAUGUGCCAACCAGGGCGGAGGUUGAGCAGAUUCUUCGGGCUACCCCACUUGGCAAAUCCCCUGGCUUGGACAACAUCCCAGGAGAACUACUUCGAGCGGCCCCUGUUGAGAUGUCGGCGGCGGUCCACCCGUUGUAUGUCAAGUCGCUCCUCACAUUGUGUCAACCCCUCCAGUGGAGGGGGGGCAUUUUGUUCUCGGCCUGGAAAAGGGCUGGACCAAUUGAAUUGCCAGAGAACUCCAGGUCGCUUUUUGUGAGCACCACCUUGGGAAAAGCUUACCAUAAGCUGAUCCGUGGUCGUGGACAGGGAGCCCUACAAAGUGUUUUGCACGGCUUACAUCUUGGAAGCCAACGAGGAGCACCGAUUGGUUUUGCCUCGAUGUACCUGCUUAGCUUUCUGAGACAUGCACAAGCUCGUCACCACAGUUGUGCUGCUCUCUUCAUUGACACCAGGGCAGCCUACUAUCGGGCGGUGAGGCAGGUUGCCAUCGGGACCCUCCAGGCCGACGAGGAUGUGGCGAGGCUCCUUUCCUACUUUGGCCUCGGACCAGACGAUAUGCACCAUUUGCUGCGUAUUGUCCAGGAGGGUGGUCUGAUGAAAGAGGCUGGAAUCAAGGAGAGUGUGCAAGCAGCCUGUGCAGACUUCCAUCGUGGCACAUGGUUUGUGAGUAGUUAUGCUACUGGACACAAGCUUGCUACCACCACAACUGGGUCAAGGCCUGGAGAAAGUUGGGCGGAUGCGAUAUUUGCCUACAUCUAUGCACGGGCCAUGGGCACCUUGGUGGAAAGAGCUGAUGGGGAGAGCUUGUUGUCGUACAUUGAGCACAAUCCUGACAAUGGCAUUUUCAGUGGGCCUGCUGGCAAAGUUGCGUCGAUUGCCCGGGCGUGGGCAGAUGACUCCGUGCUGCCGAUUGAGGAUAAGUCGCCUGGUCAAUUGGUAGCCAAGCUCAAGAGACUUGCGUCCCUGGCUAUCUCGACCUUAGAGGAGUUCGGGUUGAGCCCGAACUUGAAGCCGGGCAAGACAUCGGCAAUUCUCAGUUUGGUUGGAAAAGGGGCUAUGGCAGCCCGUCGGGCUGCAACGAUCCAAGGUCGACCAGCCAUCCUCCUAGAGGACCUGGCCAUUGAGCUGCCGAUCGUCCCGCAGUAUGUCCAUCUUGGGGCGGUCAUCGACAACAAGUUAACCCUGAAAGGUGAAAGCCGUCAUCGCCUCGCCCUCCUUGGCUCGGCCUACGAUCAGGGUAAGAGGCUUGUUUUUCAGAACAAGACCAUCCCCUUGGCGAUACGGGCUUCCCUCUUUGAGACUGGUGUUCGGUCCACUCUGUUCAACCUGUCUAUUUGGAUGCCGGAGGGCGAAGCCUGGAGCAAGCUCAGUGGAGGUUAUUCCCGAUGCCUAAGGCGUUUGCUUUCCACGCACUACAAGGGAGCCGACCUCUUCAAGAUCCCGCUCCCCAUGGUGCAUGUCCUCACUGACAGUUGGAGUCUAGACCUUGUUGCAAUGCGGAGCCGAUUGGGCCUAUUGGCUGCUUUGGUGACAAAUGGUCCAGAUAUCCUUUGGGCAGUUUUACAACAGGAGCAGAGGUGGAUGUCUCAACUCCAGAUUGAUCUGCGGCGACUACGGACUUUCGACAGCGAAUGCUCGGGGCCAGACACAAGCAGGCAAAUGAUUGGUCCUGCAGAAUGUGCAGCCUGCGCUUUCGAUCCAAAGGUGGGCUUGGAGCCCACCUCUUCAAGGCGAGAUUGGCUGUGCAUCUUCGGGAUACCCCGUGGUGCAGCAACUCACUGCGAAGCCAGGGCCUCUUUGCCCCACAACCUAGGUGAUGGAUCACAUCACCGAUGGAGUGAUGAGGCUGCCAGUGCCUACAGGGCAAUUUGUGGUGAGCUCUUUGAGGCUCAUUCGUGGUCCGAUGCAGAUGGGCUUGUGAGAGCCAUCGUUGGUGUACUGUCGAGCGUUCCAUUGUAUGCCAGCGAGGAGUGUGACGUCUGCGACUACAUUGCUGGAGAGGUCCGGGAAUUACGAGGCUUGGACCCACAGCUCCUAUGGGAUGAGAUGUCCACUGAGAUUGUUUUGCAAGCUCUGGAAACCACGCCUUUGUCCCCGAGGGCGGCGAUUUCUGAGUGCUGUGAGCGAAGCAACACGCUGCAAGAUUUCAAGGCGGAGAUUGCGGCGAUCCAGUGGGAGCAGAUUGUUCGAGGUUGUUCGUUUGAUCGCGAGACCCCUGAAGCAACACCUGAAAUCCUGGAGAUCUCUUGGGAAGACGGAGGCGAUUUCUCCAGUGGUGUAGUUGAGGUAAUGAUUCGAAACAUUCCUACGGAAUACACACAGGAUGAACUGAUCAUGGAAGUGAGCGAGGUCAUGGGAUCGCCUCACUUCUUUGACUUCUUCUAUUUGCCAUGGGAUACGCAAAAUGACUGCAACAUCGGUUAUGUUUUCGUCAACUUUCCAGACCCGGCAGCAGCCCAGAACGCUGUUCGAGCUUUUUCCAAUUAUCAUUUCCGUCUUCACGACAGCAAAAAGGUUGGCAAAGUAUCGCCAGCGCACAUCCAGGGCCUCGAGAACAAUCUCAGGCACCUCCAGGAUCGAGCUGUCGUGCUGGGCAACCAUCCUUGCAGCCCCAUAGUAAUGUGGAAGGGACAGAAGGUGGAACUGAGCCUCAUAUUUCAAGAGCUCAGGACCCAGGACACCUUGAGAAAGUUUGAGAGUGGCCACAACUCCUCUCCUGGCCACAUCCAGGCACAGAGCGACCUCGCCCAGGCCGCAGCCGAAGCCUUGAAGGCCCCAGCACCGGCGAAUGUCGGCGAGACUUUCGCUGCCCUGCUGGACCGUGCGGCGGGACUUUCUCGAUCGCAAGGUGCAGCGAUGAAUCCUGGCUUGGUGAUGCCCUACAUGCAGCGGGCAGCUCAGGGAAUGCAACAAGGUGGUCAGGGCAUUUUGUCACCACCUGGAUCCGUUGGGUCGAACUACAGCAUGGCCAGUAUGGUGACUGGAGGUGCAUCACCUGCUGCCGCAGCAUACAAUCGCAUGAUGGCUGGAGCUCAAGGCUACAGCCAGCCCGGCCUGGGCCAGGCGAAUCUUUUGCAGUCGGCGGUGCCUUGCCAGAGGCCACCUAACUCCGACAAGGGGGUCUCCAUGGGCCCACCGCUUGGCCAGUUCUUUGCAAGGAAGCCAGAGCAGCUCACUGCUCCAAGUCCGAGCUCCUUGAAUGCCUCAGCUACGCCCUGGCCAUCACCACAGGAGCUGGCUGCCAUCGGACUUGUGGCAGAUCCAAAUCUGUGCGCCUGA
Molecule: messenger RNA, 15153 nt
Organism: Symbiodinium necroappetens
Lineage: Eukaryota; Dinophyceae; Suessiales; Symbiodiniaceae
Source: the annotation of a GenBank genome assembly